ACACACGCUCACCCACAAGCACCAACAAGACAAACAACCUCAUCAUGCAGUUCACGAUCAACGCCAUGACCGCGACAAUGGUCGCUCUCCUCCUCCAUGGAGCCGUCGCCGCCCCAGCCCUCGAAGCCAGAGCCGUCCCCUCGCCCAACGGCCAAUGCGGCGGGACGACGGGCUACACCUGCGUGGGCUCGACCUUCGGCUCCUGCUGCAGCUCCUCCGGCUACUGCGGCAACACCGAAGCCUACUGCGCGCUGAACCGCGGCUGCCAGAUCGCCUUCGGAACCUGCACGCAGCCGUCGCCCAACGGAAACUGCGGCGCCGCAAGCGGCUUUACUUGCAAAGGCUCCAGCGCUGGAAACUGCUGCAGCAGUUACAACUACUGCGGCUCGUCCGAUCUGUACUGUGGUGCGGGCUGCCAGCCGCUUUACGGUGACUGCAAUGCUUGAUUCAAGGCAUUGGGUAGAGACUUGGUGUUGGCUAUGAUUGAUGUCGUAUGAUAAUGUAGCUAAUUGGUACACUCCUUAAUCUAAUUGUCUUUUGUAUGUUUGAUGUGUUGGCGUUGUUGUACAGAUCUUGCGUUGUGUCACCGUGCGAAUGCUUGUCACUUCUACGGAGAUUUUGUUUCUUGGAGAAGAUGCGGGCAUGAGCAUACAUGCGUCUGCAUUUGAAAAAGUGAAUAGGCUGCAAGUGUUUCUUAGCGUAGGCAAGCCAGACAUCCAGACCCAAAGCACACGCUCAGAAAAAACAGCAGGGGUAUAGGCGGUGAACAAGACAUCGAGGACCUGAAACAACCAAAAGGAAACCUAAUAUAAAGGAU
This is a messenger RNA of Aplosporella prunicola CBS 121167, 817 nucleotides long. Its product is annotated as carbohydrate-binding module family 18 protein. The record is from RefSeq and is a predicted model, not a curated record. The transcript has 2 exons. The coding region runs from base 66 to 446 and encodes 126 amino acids. Gene Ontology annotation, molecular function: chitin binding. NCBI's taxonomy places the organism in Eukaryota, Fungi, Ascomycota, Dothideomycetes, Botryosphaeriales, Aplosporellaceae.